Molecule: messenger RNA, 1124 nt
Organism: Rubroshorea leprosula
Lineage: Eukaryota; Viridiplantae; Streptophyta; Magnoliopsida; Malvales; Dipterocarpaceae
Source: the annotation of a GenBank genome assembly
ACUCAAACAAACUACAACUUUUCAUACUUUGAUUUUCUCUGCACAUGCUUCCAGAUUUCGGUUUUUCAGCACAGAUUUCGUAUUUUAGCACAGAUUCCAUUAGAAUUAGGUUGUUUUUCCUCAUUCCAGUAGACAAAUUUAUUCCUAUAUUCAGUUAAAACAAUUUUCCUUCAUGCGAUGAACUUCAAUCCUUCAAGUUUAUGCAAGGUGUGAUGCUUAAGGGUUUUCAUCCUCUUUAGGUGUGAUGCCUAAAGAAACCUAGUUUUAGAAUGAGAUUGAGAAGAGAUCAAAUCUGCAUUUAAGCAGUGGGUUGAAUGCAUGGAUUCAGUAGAAGAGACACUGACUAAGAAACUAGAUUCCAAGAUAGAAGAGAUCGUGACCAAGAAACUAAGUACUGUCCAAGUUGAAACCUUUAAAGAAACCACCCCUCACGAGCAAGACACAAGGCCUGCACAAACCCUUCAACUAACAACAGCAGCAGCAAGAGAUGAGGGUAGACAGAAGGGAAUACAAGAUACAGCUGGUGAUAUUACUAAGAAAAUCAAGAUUGAAGUCCCUGAUUUUGAAGGGAAAGUCGAUCCUAUUGUGUUUUCUGAUUGGAUCAAUUCUAUGGAGGAAUAUUUCAACUGGUAUGGUGCCUAUAGUGACUCAAUACUAUGUGAUGUUAUUCCUAUGAAAGUCACACACAUUCUUCUUGGAAGACCUUGGCUCUAUGACAAAAAAUGUAAAAGGAAAUCUCUCAAUAUCUUAGACAAGAGAAGAGCUAGAGUUACCACCACUGAAUUACCUUGCAGCUACAAGAUUGCUAUUUCGGCACUUCAAAACUCGAGGUUGAGUUUUCUCCAACAAGGGGAGAAUGAUGAGGAACAAGAAGAAGAAGCUAUUCAAUAAUUAUUUAGAUUAUUUAGAAUUCUUAAGUAAUUGUUUUUAUUCAAGUGUAGUUAUCAUUAGUUUUUAGGAUUAGGUCUUUUAUCAAGAGUCUUAAGUCCUAGUUAAAUUAGAAAUUUUAAAUUUCAAGUUAUAGACUAAUUAGAAUAGGAGUUCUAGUAGGAGUCUUAGUAGUUUCUAGAUAAAUAUGCAUGUAGUUUCUUUCAUUAUUCAGUUAAUAAUAUUUAGAAUUUUCC